Molecule: messenger RNA, 548 nt
Organism: Hemiscyllium ocellatum (epaulette shark)
Lineage: Eukaryota; Metazoa; Chordata; Chondrichthyes; Orectolobiformes; Hemiscylliidae
Product: skin secretory protein xP2-like
Exons: 2
Coding region: 12-275 (87 amino acids)
Source: RefSeq, a predicted model, not a curated record
GGCCGAGGCGCAUGCGCGGGCUGCCCGCCCCACUCUCGAGCUCUCAUUGGCCGCGAAAGUACGGCGCCCCACAUGCGCUCGACGGCGAUAAUCCGCAGUCUCCGGCGGGGUCUUCUCCAUUGUCGGCUUUUUCCGGCGAGCCAGCUCCCCUUUCGGCCAUUUCCGGCGAGCCAGCUCCCCUUUCGGCUAUUUCCGGCGAGCCAGCUCCCCUAUCGGCUAUUUCCGGAGCCCGCUGUCCAGGCUUUGUGGUUCUGACGGAUCUUGCCCGCAGAUAACUGAAGAUACAUCUGCCAACAGCUCCGAAUUUGUGAACUUGUAUACAGACUUUCAAUGCCUCAACACAAUGAUGGAUGAGGCAGCCUCAAAUCAUCAAACCAUUGGUUUUAAUGCACCUCACAUUGGAGAACUAUUGUGGGAACAUUAAAUAUAUGGAGUAUCAGACAUUUCAAAACCACUAAGCCUGGGUACAUUUAAGCUGAAGAAAUAAUAUUAAGUUGAUAUUUAAAAGGAACAGUUAUGUGAAAUUUAAAAGGAUUCUGAAAAAUAAU